Molecule: messenger RNA, 2115 nt
Organism: Rangifer tarandus platyrhynchus (Svalbard reindeer)
Lineage: Eukaryota; Metazoa; Chordata; Mammalia; Artiodactyla; Cervidae
Source: the annotation of a GenBank genome assembly
AUGCUCGUGCCCGUACUCCUCGUCCUCUCCUUCUGCCUCAGGGGGCGUGCAGGCCUGGCACCCCACUUUCUGCAACAGCCAGAGGACCAGGUAGUUCUGUUGGGAGACGAGGCCCGGCUGCCCUGUGCCCUGGGCGCCUACCGGGGACUGGUUCAGUGGACUAAGGACGGGCUGGCUCUAGGGGGCGAAAGGGACCUUCCAGGCUGGUCCCGGUACUGGAUAUCAGGGAAUGCAGCAAGUGGCCAGCAUGACCUCCACAUUAGGCCCGUGGAGCUAGAGGAUCAAGCAUCGUAUGAAUGUCAAGCAACACAAGCCGGCCUCCGCUCUCGACCAGCCCAACUGCAUGUGCUGGUGCCUCCAGAACCCCCCCAGGUGCUGGGCGGCCCCUCUGUCUCUCUGGUUGCUGGGGUUCCCGCGAAUCUGACCUGUAGAAGCCGUGGUGAUGCCCACCCCACCCCUGAGCUGCUGUGGUUUCGAGAUGGGGUCCGGCUGGACGGGGCCAUCUUCCGUCAGACCCCAUUGAAGGAAGGAACCAUCGGGUCAGUGGAGAGCAUUUUAUCUUUGACCCCUUCCAGCCAUGAUGAUGGAGCCACCUUGGUUUGCCGGGCCCGGAGCCAGGCCCUGCCUGCGGGGAAGGACACAGCUGUCACAUUGAGCCUGCAGUACCCCCCAGUGGUGACUCUGUCUGCAGAACCACAGACAGUACAGGAGGGAGAGAAGGUCACUUUCCUGUGCCAGGCCACAGCCCAGCCUCCUGUCACCGGCUAUAGAUGGGCGAAGGGGGGCUCUCCGGUGCUCGGGGCCCGCGGGCCAGUGUUGGAGGUAGUGGCCGACGCUUCAUUCCUGACUGCGCCGGUGUCCUGCGAGGUCAGCAACGCAGUGGGUAGCGCCAACCGCAGCACAGCGCUGGACGUGCAGUUUGGGCCGAUUCUGCAGGCAAAGCCGAAACCCUUGUCUGUGGACGUAGGAGAAGACGCCUCCUUCAGCUGUGUCUGGCGCGGGAAUCCACUCCCACGAGUAACCUGGACCCGCCGCGGGGACGCACAGGUGCUGGCCUCCGGGCCCACGCUGCGUCUUCCCGCGGUGGGGCCCGAGGAUGCAGGCGACUACGUUUGCAGGGCCGAGCCGGGGCUCUCGGGCCGGGGCGGUGGCGCUGCGGAAGCUAGGCUGACUGUGAACGCUCCCCCUGUAGUGACCGCUCUGCACUCUACGCCUGCCUUCCUGAGGGGCCCCGCCCGCCUCCAGUGUCUGGUCUUCGCUUCCCCUGCCCCAGAAGCCGUGGUCUGGUCUUGGGAUGAGGGCUUCCUGACGGCGGGGUCACGGGGUCGGUUCCUGGUGGAGACCUUCCCAGCCCCAGAGGGCCUCGGGGGACAGGGUCCAGGCCUGAUCUCUGUGCUACACAUUUCGGGGACCCAGGAGUCCGACUUUCACCGUGGCUUCAACUGCAGUGCCCGGAACCGAUUGGGUGAGGGAGGCACCCAGGUCAGCCUGGGCCGUAGAGACUUGCUGCCCACUGUGCGGAUUGUGGCCGGAGUAGCCGCCAUGGCCAUGACUCUCCUUAUGAUCAUCACUGGGGUGGCUCUCUGUUGCUGGCGCCACGGCAGGGGUCAGUCCUCUUUCUCCAAGCAAAAGAACCUGGUGCGAAUCCCAGGGAGCAGUGAUGGCUCCAGUUCCAGGGGCCCCGAGGAGGAGGCAGGCAGCAGCAAAGACCAGGGCCCCAUCGUGCACACAGACCACAGUGACCUGGUUCUGGAUGAGGAGGGGGCUCUGGAGACCAAGGACCCAACCAAUGGUUACUACAAGGUCCGAGGAGUCAGUGUGAGCCUGAGCCUUGGAGAAGCCCCCGGAGGAGGUCUCUUCCUACCACCCUCCUCCCCUCUUGGACCUCCAGGAACCCCUACCUUCUAUGACUUCAAUCCACAUCUGGGCAUGGUCCCCCCCUGCAGACUGUAUAGAGCCCGGGCAGGCUAUCUCACCACACCCCAUCCUCGAGCUUUUACUAGCUACAUCAAACCCACAUCCUUUGGACCCCCAGAUCUGGCCCCCAGCACUCCUCCCUUCCCAUAUGCUGCCUUCCCCACGCCCAGCCACCCACGUCUCCAGACUCAUGUGUGA